Messenger RNA from Phragmites australis (common reed), 1266 nucleotides. RefSeq lists its product as uncharacterized. The transcript has 2 exons. Lineage: Eukaryota; Viridiplantae; Streptophyta; Magnoliopsida; Poales; Poaceae. The record is from RefSeq and is a predicted model, not a curated record. Bases 226 to 681 code for a protein of 151 amino acids.
CGAGAGCUACCCUUCACUCUCCUCACAAAAACACAAGUGCAGACGCUUAGACACUGGUCACUCAUACACAGGAGCCAAGCUUGCUCAACUCACUAGCUAGCUAGAGUGUAGUACUCCUUCCUCUCGUGAUCUCCUAAGCUAGUUUUGUUCGCGCACAAGAGCUAGCGCGGGGGUAGGGGGAGAGGAGAGGGGAGGGGAGGAGGGAAGCUAGUGUGCGGGCGAUGCAUGGCAUGUGUUAAUAACAUGUACAACCCGGAGCACCACCAGCACCAGUCGUUCAUGGCCCCGCGGAUGUCCUUCUCCAGCGACUUCGCGCUCGAGCCGCCGCCGCCGCCGCCGACCGCCCAGCGCGGGGGCGAGCCGGGGGACGCGGACUUCGAGUUCUCGGUCGGCAGCCACCCGAUGAUGGCCGCCGACCAGCUCUUCUCCAAGGGCCGCCUCCUGCCGCUCCGGGAGGCCCCGCACGGCCACGGUGCUGGCAGCGGCCGGCCCGUGACAUUGCGCGAGGAGCUGCGCGCCGACGACCGCCACGGGCGCGCCCCCCGCGCGCCCAACAUCCGGUGGAAGGAGCUGCUCGGCCUCAAGAAGGCGCCGAAGAAGGCCGCCGCCGCCGACGCUGGCUCCAGCACGUCGGCGGACGCCCAUAUGGAUCUUGGAGGCCAAGGAGGCACGAAAGACUGAUCGAAGCAACAAAUUAAAUGCAACGACCAAUGUAAUGAGUGAUUGGUAGCAUGCUUAUUUGGGUGGCGAUGCGCCUUUCAGGUUCAGCUAGCUCUUCAUCAUCUGCUUGUUGAUGAUUUGGCAUCUAACUUAAUCGGCUCGAUCAGUGCUUGACUGAGGAGCUACGAAGACAUCUGCUGAGGGGCACGAAUGUUCAUUUCCUUUUACCUCUUUGCUGCUAUUGUUUUGGGUGUAAAAGGGAAUUUUGAUAAUUUGUUUUGUUGGUUGGGUCGUUCGUCGAUCGGGUAGAUGGAUGGAUGGAUGCUUUGGCGAACACAGUCAAAUUAACUCCGCUAGCUGAGUAGCUGUGCGUCACAGUUAAAAUGUAGUAUUUUUCUCCUCACAUGGUGUGGUCCUCGUACGUGUUGUUAGCUGUUCCCAUGCUUGUCUGCUUUUAGUACAGCCGCACCUCUCCCCCCUUUUACUAUGUACAAAAUGUUUGUAGCGAGCUAGUGCUUGUACUCCUAUUAGUUUGAUGAGUUGAAUGGAUCGAGGACAUUGAUUUCAACAUGCAUUCUGGUUCCAAAUGAAAAAAUUAUUCCAAUA